Molecule: messenger RNA, 2104 nt
Organism: Spinacia oleracea (spinach)
Lineage: Eukaryota; Viridiplantae; Streptophyta; Magnoliopsida; Caryophyllales; Amaranthaceae
Product: protein DETOXIFICATION 49
Exons: 1
Coding region: 148-1794 (548 amino acids)
Biological process (GO): xenobiotic detoxification by transmembrane export across the plasma membrane
Cellular component (GO): membrane
Molecular function (GO): xenobiotic transmembrane transporter activity; antiporter activity
Source: RefSeq, a predicted model, not a curated record
AAACAAUCCAAUUCUCCCCUUUCUCUCUCUUCUUCUCCUCCUCCUCUCUCUCAUUCUCUCUCUUUCUUCUUCUCUCUCUUGUUUGUUUCUCUCUCUAGUUUCUCUCUCUAAAAACAUAUAUUUAUAAUAAAAUUCUGUUUCCCAAAAAUGUGUAAACAACAAGGGAUGGAUUCGGAUGAUGGGUUUAUCUCAAACAAAUGCAACACAAACCAAGCAUCAACAAAUUACCCAAAGUUAACAAUUACUAUAUCCAAACAUGACCCAAUUUCCACCUUGCAUGUCCCAUUGCUACCAAAUUCUCCAACACCCAAAAUAUCCCAUUUAACAACAACAACAACAACAACAUUAACAACUCAUUAUACUAAACCACAUAUUACUACUACUAAUACAACAAAUUAUGUUUCCUUUUUACAAGAAGCAAAGAUAUUAGGAGAUGUUGCAUUACCAAUGAUCCUAACCGGGCUUUUACUCUACUCACGUUCAAUGAUCUCAAUGCUUUUCCUGGGCCGACUAGGAGAGCUAGCCUUGGCGGGCGGGUCGUUAGCCAUCGGGUUUGCGAACAUUACGGGCUACUCGGUUUUAUCCGGGUUAGCAAUGGGUAUGGAACCCAUUUGUGGACAAGCAUUUGGGGCUAAGAAACAUUCACUUCUUGGCCUUACACUUCAAAGGACUAUAAUCCUUUUACUACUCAUUUCCCUCCCUAUCUGUUUCCUGUGGCUAAACGUUGAGAAGCUUCUGUUAUUAUGCCGCCAAGAUCGGGCCAUCGCGGCCCAAGCCCAAUCCUAUUUAAUAUUCACACUACCCGACUUAUUGGCCCUAUCAUUCCUCCACCCACUCAGAAUCUACCUCAGGUCACAAUCCAUCACCCUGCCACUCACCUUCACGGCGGCGUUAUCCAUCGCCCUCCACCUCCCGUUAAACUGGCUGCUGGUGGUUAAGCUCCAGCUCGGCGUUAAAGGGGUGGCGCUCGCCGGAGUUUUGACAAACUACCACAUGAUACUCUUCUUGUCUAUCUACAUCUUCUUCUCGAAAGCCUGCAAAAAAGGGUGGGCCCCACUUUCGAGGGAGUGUAUAUGUAUUAGAGGUUAUACUAGGCUGUUUGAGUUGGCCGUACCAAGCUGCAUUUCCGUCUGCCUUGAGUGGUGGUGGUACGAGAUCAUGAUCCUCCUCUGCGGCCUCCUCGUCAACCCUAAAGCCACCGUCGCCUCCAUGGGGAUCCUUAUCCAAACCACCUCCUUAAUCUACAUCUUCCCUUCCUCUUUAAGCGUCAGUGUCUCCACCCGGGUCGGGAACGAAAUCGGCGCUAAUCGGCCCAUUCGGGCCAAACGGGCCGCCAUUACGGGCUUGUUCUUUAGCUUCCUGAUGGGGUUCUCAGCCCUUAUCUUCACGUUCCUGAUUAGGGAGAAAUGGGCCGGGUUGUUUACUAAAGACGGUGACAUUAUAAAGCUAACCUCGUUGGUUUUACCGAUAAUUGGGCUUUGUGAGCUCGGAAACUGCCCACAAACGACCGGGUGCGGGGUCCUGCGUGGGACGGCCCGGCCCAAAGUAGGUGCCAAUAUUAACUUGGGGUGUUUUUACCUUGUGGGAAUGCCGGUGGCGGUUUGGCUCGGGUUUUGGGCCGGGUUCGACUUCGAAGGGAUGUGGUUAGGACUCUUGGCUGCACAAGGAUCAUGUGUGGUUACAAUGAUGUUGGUUUUGAGUAGAACAGAUUGGGAGUUUGAAGCUCAAAGAGCUAAGGAACUUACUGAUGAGAAGCAAGAUCAUAAUUACGAUCAUCAACCAUUACUUGUUUAAUUAAUUUUUUUUUAUUUUAUUUUAUUAAAAUUUUUUAAUUUUUAUUUUGGCGGGUGAAAUUUUGUGUAUCUAACAGGGGAAGUUGGAUGGAUGGAUUUUUAAUUGGGAAAUUAGGAAAUUUAAUUUUUUAUUUUAAUUAUUUUUAAUGAGGGUAUAUUCUUUGGAGAAAGGAAAAAAAGGGAAACUAAUUUGUGAAUUAAAAGUUCAAUUGAUUCUUAAUUUUCUUGUUUAAUUUAUUAUUAUUGUUUGUAGAAUGUGAAACAGAACAAACAGGGGACACAACACAAUUUUAGCCGAAUUAUUCCUGAAA